This is a messenger RNA of Arachis stenosperma, 942 nucleotides long. RefSeq lists its product as uncharacterized. The record is from RefSeq and is a predicted model, not a curated record. The transcript has a single exon. The coding region runs from base 1 to 942 and encodes 313 amino acids. NCBI's taxonomy places the organism in Eukaryota, Viridiplantae, Streptophyta, Magnoliopsida, Fabales, Fabaceae.
AUGGCAGUAUAUCGACAGCAAAUGGAGGAAAGUCAUCAUGACUUGGUCAAUUUAUUGACCCAACAAAUGACUACAAUUCUGAAUCCCAUGAUGGCUGAUCAUGAAUCGAGAUUCGAGCGUCUGGCCAAACAAGUUAAAAAGAUUGCUCGAAUCGUUGAUUAUGAUGAAGGCGAGGGGCAUAACGCUCGAGGGAACAAUGAGGGGAUGGAAAAUAUUUUUCAAAAUGAAAAUCAUAUUCCAAAUCGAGAAAAUUCUCGCCUGGUUCAUCAAAAUGAAAAUGCUGAUAAUGUUUUACAGGGAUUACGUGGUGAUUAUUAUCAGGUCACUCGAAUUGUAGAAGAGGUUUUAAAUCGGGUUGGAUUGAAUGUUGGUUUUAUGAAUCAGCCACAUUUUGUAUCUACUUUUCCCCAAGUAGUUCAAAUGGCUGAAGUGCCAAGAGGGGUGAAAAAUCCAAAAAUAACCACAAAAUUUGCUGGAGAAGUUAGAGAAUCGACAACUGAUUAUGUUGCUCGUUAUUUGGUCGAGAUUGGAAACCUAGCCAAUGAUGAAAAUUUGAAAAUGAAAUUUUUUCCUUCGUCAUUGACGAAGAAUGCAUUUACAUGGUUCUCGAAUCUUAGACCAAAUUUGAUUACAACAUGGAAUCAGUUAGAAACUGCUUUUCAUGCUCAGUUUUAUCGAGGGGAAAUGAACGUAGCAGUUACCGAUUUAGUAGCUUUGAAACGUGAAGAUGGUGAAACCAUCGAUGACUAUUUAAUACGUUUAAAAAAUGCUAGAAGUAGGUGCUAUGUGACAUUACUUGAAAAUGAGAUAGUGAAAAUAGCAACCAUGGGGUUGGAAUUUUAUAUGCGCAUGAAAUUGCUUAAUGUGCAUAUUUCUGACUUGGCUCACCUGGCUGAAAAGGUUCGGCAGACUGAGCUUAUGAAAAAGGAGAAAAAAACAUAG